AUGCCUAAUGAGCAACAAGAGUCUGGUGAGAGAGUGAGUGUAGGUGCUAUUGGCAGCAUAGAGAAAUUUAUUCCGGAAACUGAUCAAGAUUUUGAGGAUUAUUUGGAGAGAAUGGGACACUUCUUCGAGUUAAACAACAUUACAGAGGAUAAGAGGAAAAAAUCUGCCUUUAUCACUUUGGCAGGGCCAAUAUGCUUGAAGAAACUGAAAGCAGCUAUUCAGCCAGCCUUAAUCUCAUCAAAAACGUACAAAGAAAUCACCGAAGUACUCAAGAACAUGUUUGCACCUAAGCGCAGUGUGAUGGCAGAGAGAUUUAAGUUCUAUGACAGAAGACAGAAGGAGGACGAAAACAUUUCUGAAUUUAUGGCGGAGCUGCAAAUAUUAGCGCAGAAUUGUAAAUUCGAUUCAUUCCUCCAGAGCGCUCUUCGGGAUAAAUUGGUAUGCGGAUUGAGAGACAAGCGUAUCCAAGCAAGACUUCUGGACCACGACAGGGAUUUUGAUGAAAGUCUUAAAUUGGCUUUGAGUAUGGAGUUGGCGCAGAAAAAUGUCGAACUCAUGCAGCCUUCCACUUCGACCAUUGGGAGAGUAGGACAGAGGUCCUAUCGUGAUAACAGAAGAUUCAGAAAUCGUCAGCAGAAUUAUCGACGUGAUGAAAAAAAUUCUUCAGAGAAAGUAAAAAAAUCAACGAGAAAGAGAAGCAAAUCUCCUAUUAAAUGCUUCAAAUGUGGAGAAUGGUCAUAUCAUAUGGCAGCUGAUUGUCCCGCUGGGAAGAAAAGUAAGAGAGAGAGGGAGGUAAAGCUCAUCGAGUCGGAGUACAGCAGCACUGAGUCAGAAGAGGAUCUGGAAAAACAAGUUCACGCAAUGAGAUUGGGAGCGCUAUUGAAAGAGUCAUCUCUAGCUGGACAAAGCGACAAGAGGGGUACCGUAAGUAGCACCGAAACCGUGAGUACUAUAAAGUCCAAAAAUGCAACAAUAAGUAGUAUUGAGACGGAUGACCCAGAGUAUAUAGAGUGUGUGGUGUCACAGAAAAAAAUAAUUAUGGAGAUAGAUUGUGGUGCGUGUAUUUCAAUUUUGCACUAUGAGGACUAUUUGAAUAAAUUCAGUUCUCUCAAGUUAAAGCCGUAUAGAGUAUCGGUUAAGGUAGUUACAGGGGAACCAGUGGAAAUAGUGGGAAAAAUUCGUGUGUCAGUGCAGGUAAAUUAUAAAAAUGGGGCUCAGAAAAUCUUUAAAAAAUUGCCAUUGGUUGUGGUGAAUUCUGUUAAGAAGUUUGUUCCAUUGUGCGGAAGAAAUUGGCUUACUAGUAUUUUUCCCGAUUGGCGUGUGGGUUUCCAGCACAAAAACAUUCUACCAAUUGGUGCGAUACAGAUGAGUGUCACAAAUAAUUCAUCUUCGGUGAUAGAUGAAUAUAAAGAGGUAUUCAAUGGCGCCGAUAAUUCCCCAAUACGAGUUUUUUCUGCAAAUAUUGUGUUAAAAGAAAAUGCAACACCAAUUUUUCAUAAGCCGUACACCAUUGCUUUUGGACUGAGAGAAGAAGUUCAUAAUGAACUUAUGCGUUUAGUGCGUGAAGGUAUUUUGAUACCAGUAAAAUUUUCACGGUGGGCUUCUCCUCUAGUGUGCGUGAAAAAAAAGAAUGGGAAAUUGCGGUUAUGUGUGGAUUGCAAAUCCACCAUAAAUCGUUUCGUGACAUUAGAGCAUCAUCCGUUACCUCGAGUUGAUGAGUGUUUUUUACCCUUGAAGGGUUGCGUCGAAUUUUGUAAAAUUGAUUUGGCCGGAGCUUAUCAGCAGGUUUUAGUUGCACCAGAGUCACGUGAGUUGUUAACUAUUAACACUCCAUGGGGUUUAUUCCAGUACACUCGUUUAAUUUUCGGAUUAAACUCCAGUCCAGCAAUUUUCCAGAGUAUUAUGGAGCAAAUUUUGCAGGGGAUUCCUCAAGUAACUUGUUAUUUGGAUGAUAUCCUAAUUGGGGGGAAAGAUAAGGAGGAUUGUGAGAGAAUUUUAAAAAGAGUACUUGAACGAUUGAGGGAGUACAAUGUGAAAGCAAAUUUAAGUAAAUGUGUUUUUUUCCAGACGGAGUUAGAGUAUUUGGGACACAUUAUUUGUAAAGAUGGAGUUAAGCCCGUGAAAUUCAAGUUAGAAGUUAUUCGAAAUGCAAAAACACCCACAAAUUUGACAGAGUUGAAAUCAUACAUUGGCCUUUUAACUUAUUAUGGUCGUUUUAUUGAAAAUCUUUCGAUUAAAUUAGAGCCUUUUUACGAACUACUGCGUAAAGAUGUACCAUUUGUGUGGACUGAGACUCACGCGCGUGUCUUCAGAGAGAGUAAGACUUGGCUCACGGAGGAAUCACUCUUAACGCACUAUAGCAGUGAUUUACCACUAGUAAUAAGUGUGGACGCCUCGGGCGUGGGAGUGGGAGCCGUCCUAUCGCACGUGAUAAACGGGAAAGAGUAUCCCGUCAUGUUUGCGUCGAGUACUUUGUCACCUGCAGAGAAAAACUAUUCCAUUGUGGACAGAGAAGCGCUGAGUCUAGUCUUCGCAGUGAAAACCUUUCACAAGUACAUCUACGGACGCAGUGUUACAGUGUAUACUGAUCAUGCUUGUCUCAGAGAACUUUUCGGGAAAAUGAAUCGUCAUAAUGCUAUUGCAACCGCGAGAGUGGCCCGCUGGGCCAUACUAUUGGGAAUGUAUGAUCUCAAAAUUAUUUAUAAAAAGGGGAAAUUGAACUCCAAUGCAGAUUUCUUAUCCAGAUUUCCAGAUAAUAUUGCGACUAACGUGUCAGAUAAUUGUUUAAAUUUCAUUGAGAUUGCUGGAGAACUUCCUAUUUCGGAACAAGUAGUUCGGGAACACUCAGCCGCUGACGAAUUGAUUCAAAAGGUUAUUCGUUGUUUAAAAUUGGGGUUUCCUAAAGUUUGUGAAGACAGGCUUAAGCCUUUUCAAAGGGUACGUCACGGCUUGAGUGUCUCCAACAAUAUUCUUUAUGUAGGGCAUAGAAUUGUCAUUCCAGAAAAAUUGAGAAAUAGAGUAUUGAAAUUACUUCAUUCGGGACAUGAGGGCGUAGUGCGAAUCAAAUCGGUCGCAAGAGGGUGCUGUUGGUGGCCAAAGAUUGACCAAGACAUUGAGGUCACCGUAAGAUUCUGUGAAACGUGUCAAAGGUGGGCAGAUAAACCCGGGAAAAAAAAUUUAACAUCAUGGGAAAAAUCUGAGAAGCCAUUCUUCCGUGUACACAUGGAUUUCUUCUAUCUAGAUGGUAAAACUUUCUUAGUGAUGGUGGAUGAAUUUUCAAGGUUCUUUCAUGUAGAACAAAUGCAUAAAACUAACGCAUUGUCUUUGAUUGGAUGUUUGAGAAGAAUAUUCACUAUUUUUGGGUUACCUGCGAAGAUUGUGAGUGAUAAUGGACCACCAUUUGGCUCUGUAGAGUUAAAAUCCUUCUGUAAAGCAAAUGCAAUUGAACAUAUUACCGCACCUCCAUAUCACCCCGCCUCAAAUGGGUUAGCUGAAAGGGCAGUUAAAACAGUUAAAUCGGGACUUAAGAAAUUAUCCAAAGAUAAAGACUUCAAACAAUUGGCCAUUGAUUUCCAAAUUCACCAUUUUCUUUUCAGGUACAACAACAUGCCAACAGCAGUAGAUGGGGUUUCGCCGAUGUCCAGACUGCUCAGUUAUACUCCAAGAACCCUCUACCGGAUUAUGAAUCCGAAGAUGAUUGAAGUUCCAAGAAAAAGGGGGGAAGAGCGGAGUAAAGCCGAGGAUAUGGAUGGAUUCACUGAUGACGACACUGGCAAAAGACAAAGGACAAUGAUACAGGAAAAGACGAAGAGCUGUGGAUUCGGGCCUGGCGACCAAAUCUUAUAUUUCUCUGGAGGUUGUUGGAUAAAAGGGGAAGUAGUGAAGCGCAUCUCCAAGGUGGUGUAUCUGCUAGACUUGGAGGGUACAAUCAUCAAGGGACAUCGAGAUCAAAUAAAAAAAUUCUUCAGGCAUUCUUCGGUUAAUCAUAAUAUGAAUGGCCACAAAAAGGGAUCUAACAGUGAUCGAACGUCCAGUAGCUUAGAAACACCACCACCACAUGAUUCAACACUGGACGAUGACGUUUUCUACAGCCCUGAGGACGUCAGUACCCCGCGAACACCACACCCUUAUCGACUUCGAGUAAGAAAUAAAAUUAAUUAUAAGGAAUAAAACUUAACUGGAUGUGCAUGUGAAACUUAUUAGAUAUAUUGGCUCUAAUCAUAAUGAAUUGUAUGGAGUAAAGAAUUGACUACUUAAAUUACCUUACUAAAUGAAUUAUAAUGUAAUUGGGUUUGAAUCUAAGAGGGGGGAAGUGUGGUGUACGGGUGUACCGUAAGUGAUGGCCAUUGUCUGGUCGGGUAUAAAACCCUAUGAUCUUUGUGAACUUGU
Messenger RNA from Phlebotomus papatasi, 4389 nucleotides. RefSeq lists its product as uncharacterized. Gene Ontology annotation, molecular function: nucleic acid binding. Gene Ontology annotation, biological process: DNA integration. The record is from RefSeq and is a predicted model, not a curated record. The coding region runs from base 1 to 4170 and encodes 1389 amino acids. The transcript has a single exon. Lineage: Eukaryota; Metazoa; Arthropoda; Insecta; Diptera; Psychodidae.